Molecule: messenger RNA, 1237 nt
Organism: Hibiscus syriacus
Lineage: Eukaryota; Viridiplantae; Streptophyta; Magnoliopsida; Malvales; Malvaceae
Product: deubiquitinase OTUD6B-like
Exons: 5
Coding region: 77-1027 (316 amino acids)
Biological process (GO): protein deubiquitination; endoplasmic reticulum unfolded protein response
Cellular component (GO): cytosol; nucleus
Molecular function (GO): cysteine-type deubiquitinase activity
Source: RefSeq, a predicted model, not a curated record
GUAUAUAUAUAAAGCUCGAAUGUAUGUAGGUUAACACUGUCUACAUUUAUCGGGGUUCAUUAGCAAUAGUUUGGUGAUGAUUGGUGUAUUGUGUGCACGACCUCCUAAGCCUUGGAUCCUCAACGCUCUUACUCUCAUCUCUCACGGUGGUGGCUCAGCAGCUCACCACCACGAUAAUCGAUUGUUGCAUUGGCCCAGGCCUGAUAAUCGACGUUGUGGGCACCAUACUACGGCUUGCCAGCUCGGUGGCUUGGAAAGGGGUGCGGCUUCUAUAUGGCAUGCCAUUUUGCCGUGCGGUGGAGACCGUGGAGGAGUAAAGAGUAGAGGGGAGGCGUGGAAGAAUGUGGAGAGAAGGGGAGAAGGCUCCUGGAAUGUGGCUUGGGAUGCUAGACCUGCUCGGUGGCUUCAUCGACCGGAUUCUGCUUGGCUUCUCUUUGGAGUUUGCGCCUGUCUAGCACCAAUGGUUGAAUCGGUUGAUGUUAAUCUCGAGGAUGAUUUCAAAGCCGAUAGUGUUGAAUUGAAUAUCCUGGGUGCUGACGGAAAUAAUCGUUCAUCUCCAAUUGCUGCUGCUGCUGAUAAUUACAAAGUUACAGGGAUUUUAGCCGACGGGAGAUGCCUUUUCAGAGCAAUAGUUCAUGGAGCUUGCUUGAGAUCCGGAAAAGAAGCACCUGAUGAGAAUCGUCAAAGAGAACUUGCUGACGAUUUGAGAGCUCAGGUUGUGGAUGAGUUUUUGAAGAGGCGUGACGAAACCGAAUGGUUUAUCGAGGGCGAUUUUGAUUCGUAUGUAAAAGAAAUUCAACAUCCUUAUGUUUGGGGUGGAGAACCUGAGUUGUUGAUGGCUUCUCAUGUCUUGAAGAUUCCGAUAUCAGUGUACAUGGCUCACAGAAGUUCUCGUAAUUUGAUAAACAUAGCAAACUAUGGUGAAGAAUACCAGAAGGACAAUGAGACUCCUAUUAAUGUCCUUUUUCACGGGUAUGGUCACUACGACAUAUUGGAGUCAUUGCCAGAAUUAAUUUCCACCAAAUAAAGACAAGUUUAGUCUUGUUGUAUUAUUUUGCAUAAAAAUAAGCUUGAGCUUAUUCUAAAUGGAGGAAUUCCAUUGAAUCAUGGAGGAGUCUAUGAUGUUUGAUAAAUUAGCUUGCAUCUACCUCAGCUAUUGCAAUAAGGUCGAUACAAUUUUGUAACUUUCGAGGGUGUUUCAUCACUUUUAGAACUCAAUUGGUGAAACAUAGUAGUU